This is a messenger RNA of Rattus norvegicus (Norway rat), 729 nucleotides long. The record is from RefSeq and is a predicted model, not a curated record. NCBI's taxonomy places the organism in Eukaryota, Metazoa, Chordata, Mammalia, Rodentia, Muridae.
GGCACGGACUGGCAUAAUAAGCGCAGGCGUCUCCAUGACACCGUUCAUUGAGCUUAUUGGAGCGUUCUGCGGAUGCCACGGAACAUCGAGCCAAAUCCCAGGAACACGCUCUGAACCCCAGGAGCUGCACACCACUCUAUUAGGCCCAGGACGGAGAAGGAGGCGUCCUGCUCCUGCCAGCCUUAAGAUGGGAAUUUUAGGGUCUGGACAUCACUGGUGCUCCAGGUCAGCUUUCCUGGUUGCAGAUCUCUCCUGGUCAAGGCUCCCAGCUCGCCUGGAUCCCACAACUGCACAGUGUCCCGCCCAGGAGUGAAGGAUGCCACUCUGGGUGUUCUUUGUGCUCCUCACCCUCACCAGUGGCUCCCACUGCUCACUGCCCCCCUCACCUCCCUUCAGGGUGCGGCGGCAUGCAGACGCCAUCUUCACCAGCAGCUACCGGAGAAUCCUGGGCCAAUUAUAUGCCCGCAAACUGCUGCACGAAAUCAUGAACAGGCAGCAAGGGGAGAGGAACCAGGAACAAAGAUCCAGGUUCAACCGCCAUUUGGACAGAGUGUGGGCAGAGGACAAGCAGAUGGCCCUGGAGAGCAUCUUGCAGGGAUUCCCAAGGAUGAAGCUUUCAGCGGAGGCUUGAGCCCUCGGCCCCCAAACAUAGCUGGACCCUGUUACUUCUACUUCAGUUCUGAUCUUCUCCUUCCUCUGUGAAUACAAUAAAGACCCAUCUCAUCUGCA